CCGCGUCGGCUACCGGUACCGUUACGGAUUGCACCUACCGAAUAUCCGUAUCGAGAAAGAAAUCGUCAAAAGGUGAAGCAGGAGGAACACGCUAUGCCCAGUAACCAGGAUAUUGCCCUGAUGGCGCACCUGAUGCGUCGGGCCGGUUUUGGCGCCACGUACGCCGAGCUGGAAGAACGCGUUGCCCAGGGUUACGAAGCCACAGUUGAAGACCUAUUGAAUCCGGAAGCCCAGCCAGAUCUGGAGAUGGACAUUCUGGAGCGGCACUUCGUGGACUGGAAGGAAAUGAACGCGCUGGAAGUUAACCAGGCGUACUGGACUUACCGGAUGAUCAACACGCGGCGACCGUUGCAGGAAAAGAUAGCCCUGUUCUGGCACGGGAUCCUUUGCACCGGCAACUCCAAGUGCGAACACGGCCGGCAGGUAAAACUCCAGCUGGACAUGUUCCGCGACAUGGGCAUGGGCAAUUUUGAUGCCCUGCUGAAAGGACUGGCUCGCGAUCCGGCGAUUGGGUGUUCUAUCUGGACAACUGCAUGA
Molecule: messenger RNA, 537 nt
Organism: Geodia barretti
Lineage: Eukaryota; Metazoa; Porifera; Demospongiae; Tetractinellida; Geodiidae
Source: the annotation of a GenBank genome assembly